CCCAAUGUCGCAUCCCAGCAUUCAGGUCAUAUGCUGGCUCUAGCAUCUGCUCUUCAAGGCCAUGGUACAGAGAACUCCCCAAGUUGCUCAACUGAUUCAGUCGGAUUGGCGCGACUCAUCCGGGGCCGGGAAGCAAGGGAUGCGUCCCGUGCUCGCCCAUUUGGGAAUAUUGUGAAAGACGUCAUUUCGCCUGAUCGUCUGCUCCUCCAAAUACCCCUUACAAUUGUCGCAAGGUACUACAUGACUGACUAGAAUCAUCAUGGAGCGGACAUGCGCAGGACUCAUCUGCUUCUGUCUCCUCCCAGCAGCCACCGCGAUAGCCAGCUCUUCCGUUUUCUCCCAGUCGCUCAUCUCGCAGCAAGUCUUCGACGGCGAGAACUUCCUCAAAUACGACGGCGUGCGGGGUCCAUAUGUCGACCGGGUAUCUUACGGCGUCAAUCGCGAGCCCCCUGCGCAAUGCUCCGUCGACCAGGUCAUCAUGAUCAAACGCCAUGGGGAACGGUAUCCCGCAUCAGGCGAAGGGCCCUCCAUCGAACAGGCCCUGAACAAAGUCAACAGCACCCUCGUAGGCAGCGACAACUACACCGGGGAUCUCGCCUUUCUCAAGAACUGGACCUAUUUUGUCCCCUCCGACUGCUACGAGGCGGAGACCUGGACGGGUCCGUACGCAGGCUUGACAGAUGCAUAUAAUCAUGGCAAGGAGUAUCGCAGUCGGUACGGACACCUGUGGGAUGGGAAUUCCAUCGUCCCGCUCUUCACGUCCGAUUUCCAGCGAGUCAUCGAGACCGCUCAGAGAUUCGGAGAGGGGUUCUUCGGCAAUGACACCUACUCGACCAAAGCGGCGCUCAAUAUCAUCUCGGAAUCCUCCUCUCAGGGCGCGGAUAGCCUGACGCCCACUUGUCGUAAACAAGACGACAAUGCGCAGAAGAUCUGUGAUGGUCUGCCGUAUCAUCUCCCUCAGCUUGAUGUGGCUGCAGACCGGUUGAAUGCGCAGUACCACGGGCUUAAUGUCAAUUGGACGGACGUUUACAACCUGAUGUUAAUGACUGCAUACGAACUGAACACCCGCCCAACCUCAGACUGGAUCGACGUGUUCACCACCGACGAAUGGGUCAGCUUCGCACAUAUCUGGAACACAAACUUCUACUACUGUUCCGGCCCCGGAAACGAAUACAUGCGCGCCGUCGGCUCCCUCUACGUGAACGCCACCCUAUCCCUCCUCCGCGAGGGCCCGUCAUCCGGGUCUCUCUUCUUCAACUUCGCACACGACAGCAACAUAACCCCCAUAAUCACCGCCCUCGGCAUCGCCACUCCCUCCGAAACCCUCACCACCGACCAAAUCGCCUUCGGCACCCGCUGGAACAUCCAAGACAUCGUUCCCAUGGGCGGGCGUCUCACCAUCGAACGACUGAACUGCACAGACUCUGCACUCGCGCCCGCAGGCACAUUCGUCCGGUUAGUUCUGAAUGAGGCCGUUGUGCCCCUGCAGGGCUGUCAAAACGGACCGGGGUAUUCGUGUCCGCUGGAUAACUAUACUUCGUUUGUGAACGGGUUGCCGAGUUUCGUAGCGGAGUGUGAGGUGCCCAAGUCGGAGCCGCAGUAUUUGGGUUUCUGGUGGAAUUAUACGACCUCGAAUGAGAAGAAUCAUGUGAGGGGGAGUAGGUGUCAUGGGUUGGCUUGA
Molecule: messenger RNA, 1681 nt
Organism: Aspergillus heteromorphus CBS 117.55
Lineage: Eukaryota; Fungi; Ascomycota; Eurotiomycetes; Eurotiales; Aspergillaceae
Product: histidine phosphatase family protein
Exons: 4
Coding region: 260-1681 (473 amino acids)
Cellular component (GO): fungal-type cell wall
Molecular function (GO): acid phosphatase activity
Source: RefSeq, a predicted model, not a curated record